AAAUAAUGGAUGCUAAAAGUUCUGAAUAGAAUCCUGAUUAAAAGGAUGCAAUAAAUAAUUCAAGUAUUUCAAAAUAAAGCAUGGUAUAAGGAUAUAAGCUUUAUAAAAAGAGAUUUAUGAUUUUAUUUUUCUUCACAAUGGCUGAAUUAUGUAAUACAGCAGUGUAUGCUACUUGUAAUCCAAUAGCAGUUGAAGUAAAAUAAUUAAAAUAGAAUAAAGCUUAGCAACAUAUAUAAUGAAAGUACAUCUGUAGUUACACUAUCUGCAACUUUAUAUUUAUUUAUGCAUCCAUUGUUUACGUUUCCAGCUAGUUAUUUAAUAAUGUAUAAGGGGAGUAGUAUGUCAGUGAAAAUAGGAUCUAUAUUAACUUUGUUAGGUGUAUUUUUAAGAUGCUUAGUUAGAUAAUCGUAACAAUGUUAUCAUAAUACUAGAUUCAUUUAUGUUUUAAUUGGUUAAACAUUAUGUGGAAUAGGUAGACCAUUAAUUUUGAAUGCUUAAGCUUCAGUUGCAGUUGAAUGGUUUCCAACUAGUUAGAGAACUAAAUUGAUGACUAUGUUGAAUUUUAUAGUGACAUUUAGUGGAAUCUUGGGAUAUAUAAUUCCACCAAUAUUUUUUGCUGGAGUUACCAUUGAUGAACAUUCCCCAUAAGAUGUAUUAGAUACAGGAGAUUCAAGAUUUAUGUAUUUACUAUUUUCAGAAGCAGUAUUUUCUGCACUAUUUUUAAUUCCACUUUUAAUCUUUUUUGAAACUAAACCAAAAAGUCCACCAUCUGCUGCUGCUAAAGGAUCUACUAAAGUAAUUUCAUUUACUGAUAGUAUUUGCUAAAUGUUAAAAGACAUUAAAUUUGUAAUUCAAAUAAUUCUACAUUUUAGAUUUAGAUAUUUAUAUCAUUUACUUUAUUUUAUGGCUCAUAUAAAGGCUAUGGAGUAGCUUUAGUAUACAUUUUAAAACCUUAUGGAUAUGGUAAAUCUGAUAUUGCCAUUUUAUCAGUUAUGCCUGUAAUUGGAGGUUUUCUUAGUUCCUUAAUUAUUCCAACUAUUUAUAAGAGUUGGGGAAAAUACAAACCAAUUAUUAUUAUUCUAGAAUUUAGCACUAUUUUUACUUUCUAUGGAUUUCUUUGGGGAUGUUAUUUAUAAAACUAUGUAGUUAUGCUUGCAAUGGCUACUUUAUAAGGAUUUUUCAUUUUACCUGCAAUUCCAUUAUUAUUAGAAUGGGGUUGUGAAUAAAUAUAUCCAUUAAAUGAUUCCUUCUGUAUUGGAUUAUAAUAUUCUGGUGCUACUAUGGGUAGUUCAUUUAUUGCUUAAAUUGUUAGUAUGGUUAUUCAUGGUAAAGAUGCUUCUAAGUAUUAUUAUAUAUAUUUAUUUUAUAGACUUGAUGGAUUUAUUGGAAUUACAAUAAUAUGUUCUUUAUAUGCUUUAGCUAUUUUAAGCAUUGCAUUUCUUAAAGAAGUUAAACAUAAAUUAGCACUCAAAAAAUCAUUUGUUAAUCCUUCUGAUGAAAUGGAAAAACCAUUUCCACAUCCAUAUACUGAAGUAAAUCCUGAAGAUUUAGGUCUUUUUGAUCCAGAUAAAGUCUAAGAUGAAGAUGAUGAUACAGGAGGAGAUGAUAAUUUAAUAGAUAAUGAUAAUCAUAAUCAAUAAUAAUAAUAAUAACGAGAAAAUUCAUAUGGAGCAGCACCUGCUCUAAAUGAUGAUUGA
Messenger RNA from Paramecium sonneborni, 1697 nucleotides. The record is from the annotation of a GenBank genome assembly. Lineage: Eukaryota; Ciliophora; Oligohymenophorea; Peniculida; Parameciidae.